Messenger RNA from Condylura cristata (star-nosed mole), 494 nucleotides. RefSeq names its product cytochrome c oxidase subunit 6C. Gene Ontology annotation, biological process: mitochondrial electron transport, cytochrome c to oxygen. The transcript is spliced from 5 exons. The record is from RefSeq and is a predicted model, not a curated record. The coding region runs from base 100 to 327 and encodes 75 amino acids. Lineage: Eukaryota; Metazoa; Chordata; Mammalia; Eulipotyphla; Talpidae.
CCGUUUCGGCGCCCCUUCUUCCUGCGCCUGCGCGGAGCUUGCGCACUUUCCAUUUCUCCUUCAGGGUGGAAGGACGUCCUGUCGAGGCGAAUAACCACCAUGACUUCCAGUGCUUUGUCCAAACCUCAGAUGCGAGGCCUUCUGGCCAAACGUCUUCGAGUUCAUAUUGUUGGAGCAUUCAUUGUAUCCCUGGGGGUUGCAGCUCUCUAUAAGUUCGCUGUGGCUGAACCAAGAAAGAAAGCAUAUGCAGAUUUCUACAGAAAUUAUGAUUCCAUGAAAGAUUUUGAGGAGAUGAGGAAGGCUGGGAUCUUUCAGAGUGCAAAGUGAUCUUGAAACAUAAAGUGUCUGAACUUGACUGCUUUUGUGCCUCCUGACCACUUUGGCUUGACUUCCAUGGAAGUUUGUCACUAACUUGUGUUCCUGAACUAUGAAACGUGACUAUCUGAGCUAAGGAGUAAUUUCUCUUGAUAAAUAAACAAAUACUGUGGAUGGAA